Molecule: messenger RNA, 1230 nt
Organism: Strongyloides ratti
Lineage: Eukaryota; Metazoa; Nematoda; Chromadorea; Rhabditida; Strongyloididae
Product: Bestrophin/UPF0187 family-containing protein
Exons: 2
Coding region: 1-1230 (409 amino acids)
Molecular function (GO): chloride channel activity
Source: RefSeq, a predicted model, not a curated record
AUGACUGUUUGGUAUGAAGAAGAAUUUUCCAGUUUAUUAUUAAGAUGGAGAGGAUCUUUAUGGAAAGCUGUACUUAAAGAUCUGAUGGCAUUUUAUGUUGGAUAUUAUAUUAUUCUUUUUGGACAGUGGUAUUUUCUUGAUGAAGAAGGUAAAGAAUAUUUUACUGGAUGGAUAGAAUGGUGUGAAAUAGGUCUUCAAUAUAUACCAUUAUCAUUCUUAUUAGGUUUCUUCGUUGCUGUUAUUGUAGCAAGGUGGUGGGAACAAUUUAAUUGGAUUUCAUGGCCAGAUAAAAUGAUGAUAAUGGUUUCUGCCUGUUUACCUGGUCCUGAAAAUCUUAUUAUUAGGCAAACUAUUGCAAGAUGGAGCUCUCUUCAAGCUGCCAUUGCUUGGUCAGGAAUUUCAGUAAGAACAUUAAAACGUUUUCCAACAGAAAGACAUUUAGUUGAUAGUGGUCUUAUGACAGAAGAAGAACAUAAAAUGUAUACUACACUUGAUUCUCCACAUGGAAAAUGGUUUGUACCAAUUGUGUGGAUUGUAAAUAUUCUUAAAAAAGCAUAUCAACAAGGAAGAAUUGAUUCUAUACAAUUUGAUAUGAUUUUAAAACAUGUUUAUUCUUAUCGUGAUGGAUUUGCUAUGCUUUUUGUUUAUGAUUGGAUAAAAAUACCUCUUGUUUAUACUCAAGUAGUUGCUAUUGCUACAUAUGGAUAUUUUCUUAUUUGUCUUAUAGGUAGACAACCAAAAAUUAAUCAAAGUGGUAUGAAAAAUGAAGUAACAAUUAUGUUUCCAAUUUUUACAACUUUCCAAAUGUUGUUUUACCUUGGAUGGCUUAAAGUAGGACAAUAUCUUAUGAAUCCAUUUGGAGAAGAUGAUGAUGAUUUUGAAUUAAAUUACAUCCUCGACAGAAAUACAGCUAUUGCACAUUUAAUGGCAACAGAUUUGGCUGAUCAAUUACCUACACUUUCAGAAGAGGCAAUGAAUCCAACUAUUCCUCAUACUAGAGCUUCAUUUAAAAUUCAAGAUCUAAUACCCAAAAAUCAUUUAACUGGUUUUCAAUUAAGUAACAGAGAAAUGGAAAUGGUUACAUCAAAACAUUUAGAUGGUACAACAAAUCAAGGAACAAAGGAAAAAUCAAAUAAUUUUUGGAAAAAAAAUUUUAACAAAGUAAAAAGAAAUGAUAGAGAUGUUCCUGAUAUAGGAAAUGUUUCUGAGACUGAAGAAUUAACUAAAUAA